CUUUCAGACUGUGUACACUAUGUAGCCAGAAAAGAUUCUCAACACUUAACUUUACGUUUUUACGGUACAUUUUUUUUUUAUUUAUCCGCGAUUUAUAAACCAUCGACACAAAGGUGAGAAACGACCUCUUUUAUUCAGACAACACUGGUAGUUAUGGUGAGCACGGUUUUGGUCAGUCAGCAGUAUUACAAGCUCAGGCUAACGGUUGCUAGCUAGCAGUUAGCUUAGCUAAUUUAUGCCGGAUGCUCAUCCAUUGCGGAUGUGGUGCAGAAUAAAGGAGUACUGAUGCGACACGUAAAAUUCAGGCCAUGGUUUAAUUUGUUUCUCAUCAAGUAAAUUGUCUUGGUUAUUGGUUUUAAUCUGUUUUCAUAUAUUCGGUUUUAUCAGCUCAGAUUUUUCCCCUUGUUUACAGAUCCGACUUCCGUGAGAUGAGCUCGAUUGCUCAGUAUUGGCGCUGCCUCCUGCUGCAUAACACCGGUUUUAUAUCAAUUACUUUUAUAUGUCAGUUUUUAAACAGAACUUUUUUUGGAUGUUUUGGCUGUUUUUGAACAUUUAAAAGUAUGGAUGAUUUAUUUAUUUAUUUUUUUUGAUCACACAGUAAAUAUUAUAUAUUCCUCCUCAGUCACUAAUGCUGACAGACAGUCUGUUUCCUCUGCAUCAAGACAUUUGUUGUUUCCCCUUCAGCUGCACAUCCAUAGCAAGUUAUUACUGGAGCUGGUGUAUGACUUUAAUGGAGGUAAACCAUGUAUUAUGAACCAUCAGUGAACACAAAUCAUGGCUGAGUGUGAUGCCACUUUUCUGAAUGUGGCUGCAUUGGCUGUGACCCAUGAGUGAAUAUUAUGAAGAGGGCGGGUUGCUGUAUGAGCGCUCGCCUCCCAUGCACAUUAAAGUGGAGUCACCUGAAGGUGCCUUUGGUGGUCGCGUGUCAGAGGACGGCUUCCCCCGUGAAGACGACGACUCCGAAGGUAGCUGCGAUCACGCUGGCCUGCCUUUCAACGUCGUGGUCGUACAUCCCAACAUUGUUGCUCCUGGAGUGGCUUCUGAUGAACUGAUGCCCAUUCAACAAAACAGAGGUAUUUCAGCAGCACUGGCUUCAGGGGGUGCAGGUAAAAGGAAGAGUAGGUUUAGUGGUGCUGAGUUGGAGGUGCUGGUCUCAGAAGUAACCCGGUGCGAAGGGGAAUUGUUCGGCCCGGCUGGCAGACUCAGGCGGCGUGAGAGAGAGCGGAUAUGGGCUGGAAUCUUGGAGCGUGUGAAUGCCGUGUCCCGUGUCCCGCGCACCCUUCGGGAAGUAAAGAAACGUUGGGACGACCUGAAGAGACGCAACGGUGGAAAGCUGGCAGAUGCGAGGUUCCGCUCUUGGCUUCCAUCCAGUAGAGGGAGUGCAGUUUUGGGAGGUCCUAGCCAGUUGAGCCCCAGGUUUCACCAAGCCAGACAAAAAAUGAGUACAAGGGGAAAGGCCAGUUUCACCUGUUUGUCUGACACUGAUCCAGUUACAGGAGGGGAUGGUUCAGAAAGAGAUGGCUUUGAAAAGGAGGAUGAGUCUCAUGAGCAUGAUGGUGAAGAAGGAGCCAGUUAUGAAGGUGUAGAUAACAGCAUGGAGGACAAACUGGGGUUAGGCCUUGGGUUAGGAAUAGUCCCGGCUCCAACAUCUGAGCGCUGGCUUCCUCCUUCACCACUCUAUAGUGCCCCCUUCUUGAAUGGAACUCCUCAGCCAAGUCCAGAACCAUCCCUUGGAGCUCAUCAGGGCCCCAUUGAGCCUCCUCCUUCACGCACUUCCUGGCUGGAGGAUGAACUUCGAGGACUCGGGGAAGCAGCUGUGCAGCUUGGAGAUCGCCUUGAGCAGAACUUAAGGGAGUUUGGCGAAGGUUUCAGGCACGACAUGCGGACACUUGUGGCCUCACAAGAGGCUCUGACAAUCAGCUUACAGCAAAAUAAUGUGCUCUUGCAGAGACUGUUGGGCCUUCUUGAAAUGCAGCAGCAGCAAACGCAGCCUCCUCAGCACCAAAUUCCACAUCAUCAGCUUCCACAACGAUUAUCUCAAGAACAUUUGCAGCAUCAACAACAGCAAGAAGAUCUGCCACAGCAGAUUUUAACCCCAGAGCUUGAACAACAACUUCCUCAAAAUGCAAGUGAACAAAUAUCAACAGCUGCUACUUCUGUACCCCUACCCCCAGAUAUUUUAGAUGGCACUUCUCAGCCUGAAUCAACAACCAAGACGAAUGUCCAGAGACCAUGUCGGGGUAGACCAGGAGACCACAGACGGAAGCGUAGGCAUUAGAUAUGUAAAUUGUCCUGAUACUGUUGAUUUCUACAAAGGUUUUAUAUUAAGAUGUGCAGUUUAGUUAGAACAUGUUAUGCCAUGUGCCUGUUGAAAAAAUAUACUAUUAAGUUCUACGUAAAAAGAUUAUAAAAUUGAAUUGAAUGGGUUAUUCUGUGUUAAAUGGCUGUGGAAUUUAAUAGAAUUAGUUUACACAACACAGCAUGGGAUAUUGAUUUACUAGAAGAAAAUUCCAUUUGGGUGACAGGUAUGAAGUUGCCUAGGAAUUAAAUUAACUGUUUCCAUAUAAAAAUCUGCAUGAUGGAACACACAUUCCCAAACCCGGUCGUGGACUCUUGUUUUGCACAUUUUAUGGUUUUUCUGCUCACUAAUCAGCUAAUAUGCACCUCUUACUGAGUCGUGUGUAAAGAGCAGGACAAGCACCGAUUCCCGAGCCGGGAAUGCCAACUUGUGUGCUGGAAGAUAUUCACCUAUUCACCAGAAAGUUACCAUUACAGAACUGACCUUUAAAGCCUGAUUAACUUUUUUUAGGUUCUAUACUUUUAAAGGAUGGUCUAAAGUUAUAUACACUCACCAUCCAUUUUAUUAGGAACACUUGAACAUUCAUACAGUUAUCUAAUCAGCCGUCAUGUGGCAGCAUCACAAUAUAUAAAAGCAGGUAGAUAAAGGUCAACAGAUUCAUUUAAGGUUUACACAAAAAAACAUCAGAAUGGGGAAAAGUGUGAUCUUGUAACAUUUUUAAGCUUUUAAGUUGAACUGUGGAAUAGACGUUUGUACCAGAGUAAGCAUGCUUAAGUGUUUUUUGCUCAAUUGCUAAUCUCUUGGAAUUUUCACACAUAACAGUCUUUAGAGUUCACACAGUGUUUGGGGGGGGAAAUAAAAACCUCCUGUAAGUGGAGGGUCAGGAGGCUGAAGCAUCUUGUUGAUGAGAGAUGAGAGUUUUAGACAAGACCUCUAUAAUAAAAAAAAAGAAAAAAAAAAAAAAAGCACUGUUUACAAGCAUGGUGAUCAGAAAAGUGUCUCUGAACACAAAACGCAUCAAACAAGAAGCUGUUUGAGGUAGAAGAGCAACAAAAACAAAAGAGAACGUCAAUUUUCACUUCUGCCAGUCAAGUAUAAUCAUCAGAGACUAUCAUGGACACAGAUAUACACAACAAAGUGAUUUUUUUUAAUCACUAUAGCUAAUCUUCAAUUGCCCACUUUGGGUGAGCCUGUGCCAAUGAUAGCCUAAGGGGGUUUUUACACCUGGUCACUUCAUGCGUUUUCUGUGAUCCGAUAGCUAUCCGAUGGUAAAAAGACGAGGUCUAAAUGCCCUCCAAAACGGUUUCGAGACGGAUAUAAAUCCGAUGGUUCAAACCACUUCAGGAGGUGGACGCAUUUCAGAUGCAGCUGGACAGGUGGUUGUUCAAGCCACAUACGUCAGCGCUAUACUCCUCCCAAACGGAAGUACGUCACUCGCAGGUCGUGUAUCGCGUCAGAAAGAAACAUGUUUUCCCAAUCAGUGCUGGCUCCGAUCUUUCACCCAGGUGUCUCGUUGGGUCUUAAAAUGCACUGCUGCCGCCAGCAAAAAUGCAGUAAACAGUAAAUGCUGUUUUUUGUAGCAACCGCACACCAAAGUGUGUUCCAUUUCAAUUACCCCGGAAAUGAGGUAAAAUAUAUUUGCCUUUUGGGCAGGAAUAGAAAGAUCGUAUUGAUAUCUUAUUCGCCAAGACGCAUUUAUGUGGCCUAAUGUAAAUGGAACAGUUUUAACAAAUCAGAUAGCUAUCAGAUCAGAGAAAACGCAUGAAGUGACCAGGUGUAAAAAGGCCCUAAGAUUUCUGUGUUUGGCUGACCGAAGAGGAACCUGAUGUGGUCUGCUUUUGUAGCCUGUCCAUCUCAAGAUUUGAUGUGUUAUACAUGAUAAGCGGUUUUCUGUUCAGCACAGUUGUAAAAAUGUAUUAUUUGAGUUACUAAAUCCUUUCAGGCAGCUCUAACCAAUCCGAUUUUCUGACCUCUCUUUUCAACAAGUUAUUUCCGCUCUCAGAACUGUUGCACAGUCAAUGCUUUUUUUUCCACACCAUUCUGUGUGAAGAGACUGUUGUGUGUAAACAUCCAAGGAAAUUAGCAGUUUCUGAAAAACUCGUGUACAGGAUUUUUUUUUUUUUUUUUUGCAUUGCAAUGCUGUCAAAUGAUUGACUGAUUAGAUUCAGACAUUGUAAAUGUCUUCACUGUAAAUGUCUCCUUGCAGAUUUUGUCACCCCUUUCUGCUGUCGGGCAUUUGUGUUGCCUCUGUAAGGCUCUUUAUAGCUAAUGUUGGUGUAUUCAGGUAUAGCAAGGGGCAAAACAUGUCUUUGGGGAAACAGACUUUGAUAUAACUUUUCCUUGAAAGGUUUAUUGCUUUUUGUUUUGGCUCAAUUUAAAUAAGUAGAUGGCGACCCUUGAAGAUUCUUUCCAUCAGAGUUACAUUUUCACUGAAAAACAGUUUAUACUAAACUAUUAUAACGCUUUAUAUCCCUAUAUAAUGUGAUUAUGAGAUUUAUACCCAAACCUCUUUUCUGCAGGUUAUUUGACAUGGAAUAACCCCGAUGCUGUCACAUCUUCACUGACAUAUUCUAAACAUAUUCAUAGGUAGCACAUUAGUUAAUUAUCAUUCUGCACUUUUUGCCUUUAUUCGUUCAACAUUGUGUUUACUUAAUAAUUGACCCGUUAAACGACUUUUAUUGGUUGUGUUUGGGCAAACCCAGUAAGUAGCCUUUUUCACAGAAGAGAUGUGAAUAUCUGGUGUUGAAGGAUAUUUGUACUGUAUGAUGAUUGAUACUGUACAUGCUCUAUACAGAGUGCACCAUUAGGUUUAAAGGAAAUAUUUUAAAUGAAAUAAAUAACCACUUCAUGCUCUACUAUAUUCUCUGCAUGCAGUGCAAUGUAGAUUCAAUAGAUUGGUGAAUAUAUUUUGUAUAUUUAUAGCCCUAUUGUGUAAAAAAAGAAAGAACUUUACCAGCAAGUCAUGUCUUGAUAUAAACAUGGAUUAAAGCGAUUGUCCCUUAGAGCAAUAUACUGUAUUUUAAACAUUGAAAUAAUGUUUAAGAGGAACAUAUAUAUUAAAAGACACUGUUAUCAGCUAUAUUAAAUACCUUACAAGUCAUCUGGCAUAAA
Molecule: messenger RNA, 5410 nt
Organism: Tachysurus vachellii
Lineage: Eukaryota; Metazoa; Chordata; Actinopteri; Siluriformes; Bagridae
Exons: 3
Coding region: 827-2278 (483 amino acids)
Cellular component (GO): nucleus
Source: RefSeq, a predicted model, not a curated record